AUCAACAGCGGACGGAAAUUCCUCGAAGCUGCUUCCGGGGGAAGUGCCGGCCUCGCCAAAAUGGCGGCGCCCAGGUGUCCCUGAGCGGAGGGAGUUGACAGCCGCCCACGGCCACGGUGGUCACCGGCUCCCCAUGGCGCUGGGUAGCCGCAGCUGGUUGGUGCUGGCGGCCGCCAGGCUCCAGGCACGUGGAGCGGCUUCUCCCCAAAGUCUUCGUUUGGCAUCAACUACGGCCAGUAUCAAAACUGAGACUGAAGUGGACACAAGUGAAAAUGAGGUUGUUUCCCCAGACUUCACAAACAGGAAUCCUCGGAAUUUGGAGCAGUUGGCCCUGGCUAGGAAGGAGCGUGGCUGGAAGACAACAUGGCCAAAGCGUGAAUUCUGGCAUAGAUUACGGCUUGAGCGGACACAGCAUUAUGUAGAAGCCUUUGUUGAGCGCUCUAACGGGGAUGUUGUGGUAUCUGCCUCUACCCAAGAGUGGGCCAUAAAGAAACACCUCUACAGUCCCAAGGGGGUAACAGCAUGCAAAAACCUCGGCCGGGUAAUGGCACAGCGCUGUUUGGAAGCAGGAAUCAACUUUGUGAACUUUAAAGCUAUUAUCCCCUGGGAAUAUCGUUGUGACUCGAUUCAGGAAUUCAAAAAAGCUGUGGAGGAGGGUGGUGUCGUUCUGUGUGAGCCACGAAGAAUCUAUCAGUAAAAUGGAAACAGAAAAACUUUCCAAGGAACAACGAUUACUGCUUUAGGUGUGUGUACCAGCACUGUGAAAGUCCAGAGCUGGAAAAAGUUGGAGCAUGGCAUUGUAUAAAUAAAAUAUUUUAAAAUGAACA
Molecule: messenger RNA, 827 nt
Organism: Athene cunicularia (burrowing owl)
Lineage: Eukaryota; Metazoa; Chordata; Aves; Strigiformes; Strigidae
Gene: MRPL18
Product: mitochondrial ribosomal protein L18
Exons: 4
Coding region: 134-697 (187 amino acids)
Biological process (GO): translation
Cellular component (GO): ribosome; mitochondrion
Molecular function (GO): 5S rRNA binding; structural constituent of ribosome
Source: RefSeq, a predicted model, not a curated record